AAUAAUAAUAAUAAUAAUAAUAAUAAUCUUUAUCUUUCUAAGCCUGCAUGGGGCUGCACAAGGGCCUUGCCCUAAUUCUUUGAGCACAAUCCUGGCCUCUUCCCACAACUGUCAGGUUGGAUCAAUUUAAGGCCCUAAGGGAACACGGAGCUCUUCCAGUGUAACCCCCCUCACACUGUACCAAGAAGGGUCUUCAGUCUCAGUCAGAAAGUACUUGAGAGCAGAGGAAAAAAAAAAAAAGGGAUUCAUCAGAGACUGCAUCUAAAAUGAGUUUAGACUCCUUAUUCCAGCACAUCAUAUUUACUGAACAUCAGGCAGAAGAGAGUCGUCGUUUGAGGCAUGAAGUACGAGUGGAAAUAAGCAAGUGUCGGGAAAAAAUUCAUAAAGUAACAGAAGAAUUGAAAGAAGAGAAAAUGAAAUCAGAAACUAAGUCUCAUCAGUUUUCUGAAAAAGCCUUCCUCCUCGAGCUUUUGAAGACACAUGAAAAUGGCUUAGAAAAACAGUAUGCAGAAAUUAAAAAUGAAAGGAAUAUACUUCUCCAAACCUUUGAGACUAUGAAGAAAAAAAUAAAAGAAGAGGAGGAAAGAUUUACUAAGGAGAUUACAAACUUCAAUAACGAAUAUGGAUUAAUAAAUAAAAGAGAACUUUUGAUUAGAGAAAAAGCCAAGAUUGAAAUAUCUGAUUUAGAGAAACAAGAAAAUAUUUUAAAAAGCGAAAUGAAGUCAAUGGAACAUAAGAGCAUUCAAUUAAAUGAACUUCAGCUACAAAAGAAUGAAUUGAUGCAGGAAUUAUUUAUUCUUCAGAAAAAAGUUAAAGUUAUUGAAAAUAACAUAAAUGAAGCUAUAUGUACCACCAAAUUUUUAGAGGAAGAAAAGUUCAGAAUCAGCAACAAGCCUCAGAAUGACCCUGAAUGUAUAAGACUUAAAAAAGAAUUAGAACUUUAUAAGGAAGAAGACAUGGAAAGUGUUUAUGAAGCUCUCCGAUCAGAAAUAGAGUUUUUGGAAUUGACAUUGUCACAGAAAAGUCUUCAAGCACAACAAUAAAAUGUAUGGAAAAUUGAUCCACCUAACACAAAAUUAAAUAUUUUUAAUACUGAUAUGGAUUAUACCCAUCACAGCAGAUUCUUGUUGAAAAGCAUUGAUACCAAGAAUUGUUUUCUUGACAAUUUAAAACAAUAAGCAUUUAUUUAUAGUUGUGAAAUGCAUAUGAUAUACAUUAGAGAUUUGGGGUUGUCCUCAGGCCUGUGCUUUCUAGCUGUUGAUCUGUCAUCUCUAUGCAUUCUAUAGUAUCUAUAAAUCUCUGCUUUCUAUUCCUUACCACAAUUGAUUUUGGAAUUCAUCAGAAAUAUGCAUUGUAAAAAAUGCUUUGGUUAUUGACCCCAUUUUACCAUUGCCAUUUUCCUACAAGAUGCCUACUUUCAUUUCAAUCUUCUUCUAAUAAAGAUAU
Messenger RNA from Antechinus flavipes (yellow-footed antechinus), 1446 nucleotides. RefSeq names its product coiled-coil domain containing 172 (gene CCDC172). NCBI's taxonomy places the organism in Eukaryota, Metazoa, Chordata, Mammalia, Dasyuromorphia, Dasyuridae. The transcript is spliced from 9 exons. Gene Ontology annotation, cellular component: cytoplasm. The coding region runs from base 267 to 1043 and encodes 258 amino acids. The record is from RefSeq and is a predicted model, not a curated record.